Messenger RNA from Fusarium sp. VM40, 1131 nucleotides. The record is from the annotation of a GenBank genome assembly. NCBI's taxonomy places the organism in Eukaryota, Fungi, Ascomycota, Sordariomycetes, Hypocreales, Nectriaceae.
AUGGCGUCUGUGUAUCACAAUGCUGCAUGCUGUAUUGCCGCCCACACCUCUCGACAUAGCGAGUCGGGGUUUCUAGACGACACACUAGAGCCAGUACCUACCUUCCAAGUCAGGUCAAAGGAUGACAAGAGCCGCUAUAUCUCUAACAUGACACUUGCAAGCAACUUUUAUGACCAGGUAACUCGAAGCUUCCUCAGUCAGCGAGGUUGGGUUUUUCAAGAACGAGUUCUAGCUCGCCGCAUUCUACAUUUCGUCAAACAUCAUAUCUUCUUUGAAGAUGGAUCCGGGGUCAAGACUGAUGAUCUCGGGGGUACCGGAAUACCAGUGAGCCACUCAUGGGCCGAGCACAAGUUCGAUAUAAACGAUUCCUUUCGAGGCUCCACGUACUGGUAUAGCCUUGUGGAGCGGUACAGUGGCUGCUCUCUCACCUUCGAGAAAGACCGCCUACCUGCCAUAGCCAGCUUGGCAAAGGAGUUCCAGAAGAACAGCGAAACAGGUCGAUAUUUAUUCGGACUCUGGGAAAGGUCUCUACACUUGGGGCUCUUGUGGAUUGAUGCUGCUGGAACCACUUUGGCAAUGGAUGCCGUAGGUGCCCAUGAUCUACCUCCUUCGUGGUCUUGGGUUCGAUGCAAAGGAAAGGUCAUAUACCCCCGAAUGCUGUCUGACUCUUUCACAAAGGCCUCAUUCAGUCUCGUGGGAAACAACACCCCGAUGGAGCAGUCAGAUGAAGUCUUUCACGGUGCCUCUGACCAACCGCGGGCUCUGUCGUUGAAAGGUCUGGUGUUGGACUUGCACAAGGUCUCGGCAACCAGAAACGAACAGUCGAUUGGUUCUCCUUUCUUUGACCCCCCAAUCCGUCAUCUCUACAGGUUAGCUUCGGGUGAGGGAACGUUUGGUUCGUGGGUGGCACUUGAUGGAAAGCAGCAAGGCGCCCGCUAUUUCCACAAGCUUUCAUGUCUUCUGAUCUGUUCUCAUCAAACAACUGAUAACGACUUUGUAUACCGCCACCACCAGCAGUAUUAUUUCCUUCUCUUGGAGGCGGUAGAAAAUGGAUCGACCUAUCGCAGAGUCGGCAUUGGGGCCACAACGAAUUACUCCUGGACAGAUGAGAGGACAAUUGAUAUCCAAUAG